UUUGUCCAACACGUUUCCUCCAGAAAAAAAAAAAGAAGAAGUUACAAAUCUCUGUCUUGUUCACUAAAAAUAAGCAUAGGUAGCGCAACGACUAGUUUGGCUUCGUCAUCGCACUCUUCGUCUCCUCUUACAUACUCCGUAUCUUUUUUUCCUCAGAAAUGGAUCCGAACAAGAGUACUCAUCUUCAAAUGGCUCGGAGUGGUAACGGUUCUAGAGGACAGAAGAUCGAUCUGCUUACUAACCACUUUGGAGUCAACUUCACCACAUCAAAAAGUCAACAUUUCUUCCAAUACAGUGUCGCUAUCACAUAUGAAGAUGGGAAUCCAGUUGAAGCCAAGGGUAUUGGCAGAAAGAUUCUUGCAAAAGUUCAAGAAACUUAUCAAACUGAUUUGGGUUCCAAACACUUUGCUUAUGAUGGCGACAAGAUUCUUUUCACUGUUGGUCCUCUUCCCAACAACAAACUAGACUUCUCUGUCGUUCUUGAAGACAUGUCUUGUACCAGAAGCAACACCAGUACCAGUGACGCCAACACGAAAAGAUUAAGGCCUCAUAAUCAAUCCAAAAGAUUCAAUGUUGCAAUCAGCUUUGCUGCAAAAAUCUCAAUGCAAGCUAUUCAAGGUGCUCUUCAAGGAAAGGAAACAAAUGAUCUUCAAGAUGCUGUAAGAGUGUUGGAUGUUAUCCUGCGCCAGAAUGCAGCUACCAAAGGUUGUCUUCUUGUCCGUCAAUCUUUCUUCCACAAUGACGCAAAAUACUUUUCAAACAACCAUGGAGGUUUUCAUCUAUGCAGAGGAUUCCAUUCAAGCUUCAGAGCUACUCAGGGAGGCUUAUCCCUCAACAUUGAUGUUUCUUCUACAUUGAUAGUAUCACCUGGUCCUGUUAUUGAUUUCCUUGUUUUAAAUCAAGAAGUGAGAGAUCCAUCCUCUAUCGACUGGAAAAAGGCUGAACGUACUCUCAAGAAUCUUAGAGUUAAAGUCGACCCCUCGAAUCGAGAAUACAAGAUAACCGGACUAACUAGACUUCCUUGCAGAGACCAAACGUUUCUUUGGAAGAAAAAGCAAGGAAACGGGGAAACUAAGGAGGUUGAGGUUACAGUGUAUGAUUACUUCACUAAACAUCUUGAAAUUGAACUGCGUCAUUCAGGUGGCUUACCUUGCAUCAGUGUUGGUAAGCCAAAACGUCCUACUUACUUUCCCAUUGAGCAAUGUCAUCUUGUUUCUCUUCAACGCUAUACGAAAGCUCCUACAAUUUUUCAGAGGAGUAAACUUGUCAAAGAAUCAGUACAGAAACCACAAGAAAAGAUGAAUGUGUUAAACAACGCUAUUAAGGACAGUGGUUAUAAUAAUGACCCUAUGUUACAAGACUGUGGUGUCAGAAUUGACUCUGACUUCACUCAAGUGGAAGGCCGCGUCUUACCAACACCAAGGCUGAAAGUAGGCAAUGGAGAGGAGUUUCAACCUCGCGAUGGGCGUUGGAACUUCAAUAAUAAGAAACUUGUUGAGCCAGCUACUGUUACUAGAUGGGCUGUUGUGAACUUCUCUGCACGGUGUGAUACAAAAAGGCUUAUUUCUGACUUGAUUAGAUGUGGAAGGAUGAAAGGAAUCAACGUAGAUCCUCCAUACAAAGUCGUAUUUCAAGAAGAUCCUUAUUAUAGGGGUGCACCAGCCAACAUCAGAGUAGAAAAGAUGUUCGAGCAGAUGCAAUCUGAACUCAGAAAAGAAGGAAUAGAAGGAAAGCCAAAAUUCAUUCUUUGCAUUCUUGCCGAAAAGAAAAACUCUCUUGUUUAUGGGCCUUGGAAGAGGAGAAAUCUUGUUGAAGAAGGAAUUGUGACGCAGUGUAUUGCUCCUACCCCCAAAAUAAAUGAUCAGUAUCUCACAAAUGUUCUCCUCAAGAUAAAUGCCAAGCUUGGUGGACUGAACUCCCUGUUAGCUAUGGAGCGCUCACCACGAGCAAUGAUGCCUUUAGUAACGCAAGUUCCUACCUUCAUUGUUGGCAUGGAUGUAUCUCAUGGUUCCCCUGGCCAGUCUGACAUACCAUCAAUUGCUGCGGUUGUGGGAUCCAGAGAAUGGCCACUCAUCUCAAAAUAUAGGGCAUGUGUGCGCACACAAUCUCGGAAAGUGGAAAUGAUUGAUAAUCUCUUCAAACCUGUCACCAACGAAAAGGGAAAACAAGUAGAUGAAGGAAUUUUCUGGGAGCUCUUGUUCGACUUCUACAUAAGCUCGGGGAAGAAGAGACCUGAACACAUUAUCAUUUUCAGGGAUGGUGUGAGUGAGUCUCAGUUCAAUCAAGUUCUCAGCAUUGAAUUGGAUCAGAUGAUGCAGGCAUGCAAGUUUGUUGAAGAAAAUUGGGAACCCAAGUUCACAGUGAUCAUUGCCCAGAAGAACCAUCACACCAAGUUCUUCCAGGCUGAAGGCCCUGGCAAUGUUCCUCCAGGAACAAUAAUUGACAGCAGGAUCUGUCACCCACGCAACAAUGACUUCUAUCUUUGUGCUCAUGCUGGAUUGAUUGGAACUACAAGGCCAACACAUUACCAUGUGCUCUAUGAUGAGAUUGGAUUUUCGACAGAUGACCUCCAAGAACUUGUUCAUUCUCUAUCCUAUGUCUACCAGCGGAGCACAACCGCCAUCUCUGUAGUUGCGCCUGUAAUGUAUGCUCAUUUGGCAGCUGCACAGAUGUCAACUGCGGUGAAGUUUGAGGACAGCUCCGAGACUUCAUCGAGACAUGGUGGGAUCACAACAUCUGAAGCAGAACUUGUCCCUCCCAUGCCAAAGCUGAACGCGAAUGUUGCAAGCUCUAUGUUCUUCUGUUGAAGCAUAUGACUAUUUGACUCUAGAUCCCUUUCUGCCUAAGCAACAGAAUAAUAAUCGGUGUUGUGAUUUUCGUUUUAAAAAAUAUUUAGCAUCUUCACUCUGCCUUUGUUGGCGUUGGUUAUCAUAUUAUUCUACCAAAAUUUAAAGUAUGUCCUUUCUUAAUGAAACCUACAAAAGUUGUUUAUGAAAAUUUAUAGUAAAAUAACGAAAUAUUUUGAUAUUUUGAUUUAAUAUUCCAAAAUUCUAAGUAUUCUGAAUACAAAUUUUACUUUUAAGAAUUUGUAAUAUUUCAUUUCACUGUAGAAUAAGAUUGUAUGAGUUGCUACAUGAACCUGAGAGAUGUUAUAACUCACGUCCCACGACACAAAAUAACUCUGAUAAACAUUACUUUCUAAUUUCUAGUAACAAAUUUAUAAAAAGAGAUCUCUUAUAAAAAUUACUGUAAACUCAAAGCUUAGUGGUUAAAUACUUAUCUUUUACAUAAAAAACGCUCUGGAAUUUAUGGAUUUGAAACAAUUAUAGCAUGUUACACUCUGAGAUAAAGCAAUACAAGGACACAUAUGAAACUAUUACUGAAGUGAAAUGUUACAAAGAUUUUUUCCUACAUACUAUAUUAAAGAGUUAGGAUUCAUAUUCAACGUAGCCUUUACUUGUCCGCAGCUGCUAAAAGCUUUACAAUCAACGUCUCGUAUAUAUCAGGAAGCUUUAAGAGGUCAAAUGUAUGAGAUGUAACAGGCUCUACUUCUUCCGGAAGAGAAUCUUUGUACAUGAAUGGUAGAAAAGCCUGAAAGGAAGAGAGCAUAAAUACAGACAUGAUCUGAACAAACAAACAAAAACAAGUAAAUCAUGUACCUUAUAAAACCUUAGGUUCCAGAUCGUUGAUCGUGACCUCUGUGCUGUUUGCUUCAAGCUCAUUGAAAAAUUUAGACUUGAAAAAUGGAGGCAGAACUAAUUUAUGAGUCUUGAAACUUGUCGCCAGCAAUGUUAAAAGUGACAUCUUUCUUUUCUUCGUUAUUCAAUCUCACAAACAGUCAAUAAUAAGCUAAACUCUAGAUUCAAUCACAAGGGUGCAGCAGCUAGAUGAGCUAAUCAAGCUAAAGUAGAAAACUUAAACCAAUCCCAUCGACUGUAAUCAAAGAACUGCGAGCAGUGAGUGAUAAUCAUUACUAGCUAUGUGCUUCCCCAACGUCUCCUUUCCUUACUAAUUUUACCAGCAAGAACUAACUAUCCGGUUUAUCUUAUUUUUUCCCGGUUUAUCUUAUUUGCUUUGGUUUAUAGCUAUUUUGAGGUACGGUUCAAAUUGAUUUACAUAAAGAAAGGUUUCACAAAUGAGAAAUCAAGUGAACCGUACCUCAAAAAUAGCUAAACCAAAGCAAAUAAGAUAAACCGGAUUGUAUUUUCUGUUACAAGCGUUUGGUUGUUGGUUUAAAUCUAAUCUGUCAUUGGUUUAAUAUCUUAAUGAAAUGACCUGUCGUCUCUCUCUUUCAAACAGCGAAGGUUGUUGUGGCGGCGGCGACGGAAAGACAGAGAUGAUACUUACGGAGGAAGCUCUGAGAAAAGUACUCGGCAUCUCCAAAGCGGCUUCCUCCGGUACUCGUAUCGCUGCAGGAAGCGCUUGGGAGGAUAUUCGUGGUCCUGAUCCUCUACCACUAUUCUUUCGUGACGUCAUUGAAAGCUGGCGACUUUGGGUAUUAAUUGUUUGGUUGUCUCUAUGAUCUAAAAUAUUCUCUUAGUACCUGGGGCCUGAGUAUAAAGUGGCUAUUCUUACUGUCAGUGAUACUGUCUCAGCUGGGGGCUGGACCUGAUCGAAGUGCAGUGGGCCCAGGGCUGUAUCAGUGAUUGAUUCCUCGUCAGAAAAACUGGGAGGAGUGAAGGUAGUUACAACAGAUGUAGUCCCUUGAUGAAGCUGAAAGAAUCAAUGAUAUUCUUCAGAAGUGGAGCGAUAUUGACGAAAUAGACCUCAUUCUUACACUUGGUGGUACUGGCUUCACUCCAAGAGAUGUAACACACACCUGAAGCAAAAAAAAAAGUGAUUGAGAGAGAAACACCCGGUCUUCUCUUUGUUAUGAUGCAACCGAGCUUUAAGAUCACGCCAUUUGCGAUGCUCUCAACCUCUGCAGUAGGAAUUAGAGAGGCUCAACAUUGAUAAUCAACAUACCUGGGAACCCAAACGUAGUAGCCAAAUGUAUGAAGGCGCUGUUACCAGCUUUGAAGCACGCUCUGAAGCAGAUCAAAGGAGACAAGAGAGAGAGAGAGAGAAACAUCCAAAGCAUUUGGAAGAAGCCAUUGCACCACCGGCUGACACAUGGGAGAAGACGAGACAAAGGAUAGUGGCUGUUCUUAUACACACUGAAACUUCUCAGCUUCUCUGGUCAAUGAAUCAGUCCCCAAGUGAGUGUAAAAACUUUUCAGAAUGUUAAAGAGUUACAUGAGACUUAACUACAUAUGGUGCAAAAGGCAUUGUUAUAACUUUUGUAUUGUAAAAAUAUUUGUCCCCUAAUGAGAAAAAUAAAAUUAUGUUGGUAUU
Brassica rapa (field mustard) is the source of this 5334-nucleotide messenger RNA. Its product is annotated as protein argonaute 9-like. The record is from RefSeq and is a predicted model, not a curated record. Gene Ontology annotation, molecular function: protein binding; RNA binding. NCBI's taxonomy places the organism in Eukaryota, Viridiplantae, Streptophyta, Magnoliopsida, Brassicales, Brassicaceae.